Molecule: messenger RNA, 3232 nt
Organism: Nelumbo nucifera (sacred lotus)
Lineage: Eukaryota; Viridiplantae; Streptophyta; Magnoliopsida; Proteales; Nelumbonaceae
Biological process (GO): protein phosphorylation
Molecular function (GO): protein kinase activity; receptor serine/threonine kinase binding; ATP binding
Source: RefSeq, a predicted model, not a curated record
UUGCCGAUACGCGUGGCGGCGUGGGUAACUGCUUUUGCAAAACUAAGCUCUUUCAACUUCUUCAUCAUCAUAUCACCACUCCCUUUCCUUCGUUAAUUAUGAGUGCAAUACCCUUGACCUCUGUUGGAAUUUCACUCUUUCUCUGUACCCUACUCUUCUUCUUCUCCUUGCAGUUGCAGGCUAACUCCCAAACCAUAAAUGAUGAACAGUCCAUCCUACUCAAACUAAAGCAAGACUGGCAAAGUCAACCUCCUAUGGACUCAUGGAACUCAUCCCUUCCUUUUUGCAAGUGGACAGGAAUCACCUGCAACAAUGGUGGUUCCAUCACUGCCAUUUCAUUUUACAACUGGAACAUCACACGAAAAAUCCCUCCGGUCAUCUGCAAUCUCAACAACCUCAACCACCUCGACCUCGCAUACAACUACGUUACUGGAGGGUUCCCCACUUUUCUCUACAACUGUUCCAAACUCGCAUAUCUUGACCUUUCUCAGAAUUACUUCGUCGGCCGGAUACCUGGCGAUAUCCACCACCUUUCUCGCCUUAACCACCUAAAUCUUGGUGCAAACAACUUCACCGGUGAUAUCCCGGAUGCAAUCGGGCUUUUAUCGGAUUUGAAGACCCUCCGUCUUUUUAUGAAUUUGUUUAAUGGGACCUUCACUCCGACUAUCGUUAAUUUAUCGAACCUUGAAUCCCUAGAAAUGGCUCAUAAUAAUUUCAUCCCUUCCAAGUUUCCGGACGAAUUCGGUCAGUUGAAGAAACUGACAUAUUUGUGGAUGACGAAGACAAAUUUGAUUGGAGAACUUCCCGAAUCAAUUGGUAACAUCAUGGAACUUCGUCACUUGGACCUCGGAUUCAACAAUUUGUGUGGAUCGAUCCCUAACAGUAUAUUUCUUUUGAACAAGCUAGAAAAUCUGUUUCUUUACGAUAACAAAUUUUCGGGUGAGAUUCCUAGAAGGAUUGAAAGUUUGAGUUUGAAAGCCAUUGAUCUUUCGAGUAACAACUUGACGGGUACGAUACCGGAAGAUUUUGGAAAAUUGAAUAACUUAACGGUUUUACUUAUGACUGAUAACCAACUAUCGGGAGACAUACCAGCAAGUAUCGGUCGCCUUCCGGCUCUAAAAAAUAUCCGGCUAUUCAACAACAGCUUCACCGGCGUCCUACCUCCCGAAUUAGGCCUUAAUAUGAAGCUCGAAAAUAUCGAAAUAUCGAACAAUCGGUUAACCGGCAAGUUGCCAGAUCACUUAUGCGCCGGCGGUGUGUUAACGGGAGUGGUGGUUUUCUCGAACAAUCUCGGUGGAGAUGUGCGAGCAACCCUUGGAAAUUGCAGUAGUCUGACCAGCGUUCAGCUUUCCAAUAAUGGAUUUUCUGGCAAGUUUCCCACCAAUCUCUGGUCAGCGGUCAACCUAACGUAUUUGAUGAUAAGCGACAAUUCAUUUUCUGGCAAGCUUCCCAGCAAAUUGUCCAGGAGUUUAACACAAUUGAAGAUCGAUAACAACAGGUUUUCCGGUGAAAUUCCUUCAGAUAUCGCGUUUUCAGUCAACCUGGUGGUCCUCAAGGCAAGUAAUAACCAAUUUUCCGGCAAAAUUCCCUCAAAGCUAACGACCCUCCCCUAUCUUACUACUCUAUCGCUAGCCCAGAAUCGUCUUUCGGGUGAGAUCCCUUCAAAUAUAGUUUCAUGGAAGUCACUAACCUCUCUGAACCUCAGUAGAAAUCAACUAUCAGGUCAGAUUCCUGGUGCCAUUGGAUUACUUCCGGACCUAAUUGACCUGGACCUGUCAGAGAACCAACUUUCAGGCAAUAUUCCUUCUGAAAUCGGCCGACUUAGACUAACCUUUUUAAACCUAUCCUCAAACCAAUUCAUGGGGAAGAUCCCUGAUGAGUUUGAAAACAUGGCCUAUAAAAACAGCUUCUUGAUUAACCCAGGACUGUGUGCAGAUAAUGCUUUAUUAAACCUUCGUGUCUGCAUUUCUGAACCCCAAGAAUCGCUCAAAUUGUCCCCCCGACUUCUGGCUAUAAUCCUAACCUCUUCUGGGCUUCUGUUUCUGGUUACCUUGUUAUCAGCUUUCUUGUUUGUCAGAAACUUUCGAAGGAGAAGACAUGAACAAGACCGUGCAAAGUGGAAGCUCACUGCUUUCCAGAGCUUGCCUUUCGCAGAGUCGAGAAUCUUGUCUAAUUUGACCCAUAGAAACCUGAUCGGAGAUGGUGGGUCGGGGAAAGUUUAUCGAGUCCCUUAUAAUCAAUUGGGUGGGGUCGUUGCCGUUAAAAAGAUUUGGAAUAACGAGAAAUUAGACGAGAAGUUGGAGAAGGAAUUCCUGGCAGAGGUUCAGAUAUUGGGGACAAUUCGGCACUCAAACAUUGUGAAGCUGAUGUGCUAUUUUUGCAGUGAGAAAUCAAGGCUCUUGGUUUAUGAGUUCAUGGAGAACCAGAGCUUGGAUCGGUGGCUUCACCGGAAGAAGAGAGGAUUAUUGCUACCAUCUGACUCAGGCCAAGAUGCCGUAUUGGAUUGGCCUAGAAGGCUGCAUAUUACAAUUGGAGCAGCCCAGGGACUGUGCUACAUGCACCAAGACUGUUGUCCUGCCAUCAUUCACCGUGACGUGAAGUCGAGUAACAUCCUGUUGGAUUCAGACUUCAAUGCAAGGAUUGCAGAUUUUGGGCUGGCCAGGAUGUUGAUCAAACGAGGGGUUCCUGAAAGCAUCUCAGCUGUAGCAGGCUCUUACGGCUACUUGGCUCCAGAAUAUGGCUACACAACCAAAGUGAAUGAGAAGGUUGACAUCUAUAGCUUUGGGGUAGUGCUGCUAGAGCUGGUAACUGGAAGGGAAGCCAACGAUGGGGGUGAUAAUACAAGCCUGGCAGAGUGGGCAUGGCAACACUUGAAAGAUGGAAAACCCAUAGUAGAUGCUUUGGACGAGCAAAUCAAGGAGCCUUGUUACUUGGCUGAGAUGAGUGUUGUGUUCCAGUUGGGUAUCCAUUGUACAAGCUCCUUGCCCUCCACUAGGCCUUCUAUGAAACAAGUGCUUCAAGUUCUAACUCGAUAUAUCCCCUUGCAACAAAAAGUGGUAAGGUAUGACUUUGAUAUAGCUCCCGUGCUCACUAGUUCUACAUACCUUUCCAGCAACCAGAGGAGUAAGAAAAGAUCAAUGGAUGUUGAUGAUAUUGUAUCAUGUGAUGUUUAAUAUAUUGGUGUAAUUAAGUAUUGUUUGACAAGUCUUUUUUAGGAGGAUUUUCCAAAUAA